GUCUUAAAGUGUAGUACAUUAACAAGUGUUGUCAAGUGUAUAGAAUAGAGAGAGAGAGAGAGAGAGAGAGAGAUGGAGAGAGGAGGUCAAGUAAGAAUUGGCAGUGAUGAUGAAGAUGAUGUUGUUGUGUUUGCAGUAAAUGGAAAAAGAUACGAGGUUUCAGUACACCCCUCUACCACUCUUCUUGAUUUCUUGCGUUCUUCUACCCCUUUCAAGGGUGUCAAGCUCAGCUGUGGUGAAGGUGGUUGUGGUGCUUGUGUUGUUUUACUGUCUAAUUACGACCCUUUGCUAAAGAAAGUAAAAAGUUACACUGUGAGUUCAUGUCUUACACUUGUUCAUAGUGUAAAUUAUUGCUCAAUUACAACAACUGAAGGACUUGGAAAUAGCAGAGAUGGUUUUCACCCAAUCCAUGAAAGAUUUUCUGGUUUUCAUGCUUCUCAAUGUGGUUUCUGUACGCCCGGAAUGUGCAUUUCGCUGUUCUCAGCGCUGGUCAAUGCCGAAGAGAAGCAGAGGCCGGACCCCCCUACAGGAUUCUCCAAACUCACUGUUUCAGAAGCUGAAAAGGCUAUAUCAGGGAAUCUGUGUAGAUGUACUGGAUAUCGACCCAUUGCAGAUGCCUGUAAAAGUUUUGCUGCUGAUGUUGAUCUGGAGGAUUUGGGAAUGAAUUCCUUCUGGAGAAAGGGAGAGAGUAAUGAAGAUAAACUAAGUAAAUUACCUUCUUAUAAUCCGAAAGAUGAUGUUUGUACAUAUCCUGAAUUCUUAAAAAGAGAAUUGGAGUCUACAAUGUAUUUGAGCCCUCAUAAAAAGUCUUGGUACAGUCCUCGCACUCUUGAGGAGCUCCGAACUUUCACUGACCCAAAAUUGUCUACAACUCGAACUAAGUUAGUUGCUGGUAACACAGGAAUUGGUUAUUACAAGGACCUUGAUCAAUAUGAGAGAUACAUCAACUUGAGGAAUGUCUCUGAGCUUUCAUCAAUUAGUAGAAACGAGACAGGGAUGGUAAUUGGAGCAACUGUCACAAUAUCUAAAGCUAUCUCAGCAUUGAAAGAAAAAGUAGGUGGCGUCGUAUGUUCAGAUUGGGAAUUGAUAUUCACCAAAAUUGCUGAGCAUAUGGAGAAGAUUGCUUCAGAGCCUGUUCGUAACUUAGCUAGUGUAGGGGGGAAUGUGGUUAUGGCACAAAGACAUUGUUUCCCAUCAGACAUUGUCACAGUACUUCUUGCUGUGAGUUCUACAGUUGAUUUAAUAAUCAAUACAAAACGUGAAAAUCUUACAUUGGAGGACUAUCUGUCAAAGCCACCAUUGGAUAAUAGAGGGGUUCUAUUGAGUAUCCAAAUUCCUUUCUCGACCUCAUUUACAAGUAACUUCUCUACCAAAACUAGUAAGUUGGUGUUUGAAACUUAUCGCGCUGCUCCAAGGCCACUUGGAAAUGCACUCCCUUACCUAAAUGCUGCUUUUUUAGCCAUUAUUUCACCAAGUAAAAUGGGAUUUGUGAUAAAUAAGAUUAAGUUAGCUUUUGGUGCUUUUGGAGCUAAACAUGCCAUGAGAGCAAGGGAGGCUGAAGAAUACUUGGCUGGUAAGCCUAUAAGUUUGAAUGUUCUCUAUGAAGCUAUUAACAUAGUUCGAGCCACUGUGAUUUCCAAAGAUGGAACUUCAGAUGCUACUUAUAAAUCAAGCUUGGUUGUCAGUUAUCUUUUUAAGUUUCUUUAUCCCUUGUCUGAUGGCGUUGUUUCGGUUUCCAAUGGUUUAUCUACUCAUAAUUCUGCUAACAACUUUAAAGAUGGAGACAACCUGUCAAAUGAUGCUAAAAAGCCUUCACUAUUGUCAUCUGGAAAGCAGCUGGUGGAAACAAGCAGAGAGUACUAUCCGGUUGGUCAACCAAUUGUUAAAUCCGGUGCUUCUAUUCAAGCUUCUGGCGAAGCUGUUUAUGUAGAUGACAUUCCUUCACCAUCAAACUGCCUUCACGGUGCAUUUAUAUAUAGCACAAAGCCACUGGCAAGGGUGAAGAAUGUCCGAUUCAAGACCAAGUCACUACCAGAUGGAGUAACUGCUGUUAUAACCUACAAUGAUAUUCCAAAUGGAGGGGAGAACAUAGGUUCUAAGACCAUAUUUGGUACAGAACCACUGUUUGCUGACGAAAUUACCAGGUGUGCUGGCCAGUGUCUUGCUUUUGUGGCUGCAGAUACACAGAAGCUUGCAGAUAGGGGUGCAUCUCUGUCCCUAAUUGAUUAUGAUACUGAUGAUUUAGAGCCACCUAUAUUAACUCUUGAAGAGGCUGUUGAGAAAUCAAGUUUCUUCGAAGUUCCUUCCUUCUUAUAUCCGGCCCCGAUUGGGGACUUCUCGAAAGGCAUGGCUGAAGCUGAUCACAGGAUUAACUCUGAGAUCAAACUUGGUUCCCAAUAUUAUUUUUAUAUGGAAACACAAACUGCCCUUGCUAUACCAGAUGAAGACAAUUGCAUGGUGGUGUAUAGUUCUAUUCAGUGUCCAGAGUAUGUACACACAGUUAUUGCAAGAUGUCUUGGUAUACCUGAACAUAAUGUUCGAGUUAUCACGAGAAGGGUUGGAGGAGGUUUUGGUGGAAAGGCAAUAAGGGCCAUGCCUGUAGCAACAGCAUGUGCACUUGCAGCAUACAAAUUGCGGCGUCCUGUACGAAUGUAUCUUAAUCGUAAGACUGACAUGAUAAUGGUGGGAGGAAGGCAUCCCAUGAAGAUAACUUAUGAUGUUGGGUUCAAAUCCGAUGGAAAGAUUACAGCCCUACACCUAUGUAUUUUGAUCAAUGCAGGGAUGUCUGCAGAUAUAAGCCCUAUUAUGCCAAAUAACAUGUUGGGGGUGCUUAAGAAGUAUAAUUGGGGAGCCUUAUCUUUUGACAUUAAGGUAUGCAAAACAAACCAUUCCAAUAAAUCUGCAAUGCGAGCCCCUGGGGAGGUGCAGCCAUCUUUUAUUGCAGAAGCUGUAAUGGAACAUGUUGCCUCUAUGCUUUUCAUGGAAGUAGAUUCUGUUAGACACAGGAACCUUCACACAUUUGAUAGCCUCAAUUUAUUCUAUAAGCAUAGCGCAGGAGAACUUGUGGAGUAUACUUUGCCAUCUAUCUGGGACAAAUUACAGGUAACAUCGAAUUUUAGCCAAAGAACUGAAAUGAUACAACAGUUUAAUCAAAAGAAUUUAUGGAAGAAAAGGGGAAUUUCUCGAGUUCCCAUUGUGCAUGAAGUAACCGUGAGACCUACCCCGGGGAAAGUAAGCAUUCUUUCAGAUGGGUCCGUUGCUGUAGAAGUUGGUGGGAUUGAACUUGGGCAGGGGCUGUGGACGAAGGUCAAACAAAUGACUGCAUAUGCACUUGGUACGAUUCAAUGUGAUGGAACUGCAAACCUUGUGGAUAAGGUACGGAUUGUACAAGCAGAUACAUUGAGCUUAAUUCAAGGCGGGUUUACAGCUGGAAGCACGACUUCUGAAUCAAGCUGCGAAGCAGUUAGAAUUUGCUGUAACAUUUUGAUCGAACGACUCUCCCCUUUAAAGGAAAAGUUGCAGGCUCAAAUGGCUUCUUUGACCUGGGAUACUUUAGUUCUCCAGGCACACAGGCAAGCUGUGAACAUGUCAGCAAGUUCGUAUUUUGUGCCCGACUUCGGUUCCAUGCAAUACUUGAAUUAUGGCGCUGCAGUAAGUGAGGUGGAGAUAAAUACUCUGACCGGAGAAACUACAAUUCUUCGCUCGGAUAUCAUUUAUGAUUGCGGACAGAGCUUGAACCCUGCUGUAGAUUUGGGACAGAUUGAAGGUGCUUUUGUUCAAGGAAUUGGAUUCUUCAUGUCUGAAGAGUACCUUACUAAUUCAGAUGGACUAAUGGUUGCGGAUAGCACAUGGACAUACAAGAUACCGACUAUUGAUACAAUUCCAAAGCAGCUUAAUGUUGAGGUACUUAAUAGCGAACAUCACAGAAACCGUGUUCUCUCAUCUAAAGCUUCUGGUGAACCGCCUUUACUUUUGGCAGUUUCAGUACACUGUGCAACAAGGGCUGCCAUAAAGGAAGCUCGAAAACAACUUCAUUCUUGGAAAAAUUCAUCAGACCAGUCUAACGUUUCAUUCCAAUUAGAUGUCCCCGCUACCAUGCCUGUUGUGAAGCGACUUUGUGGAAUGGAUUAUGUGGAGUCCUAUUUGCAGAACUUGUUAUCUUGUCAAGGAAGAAAACAGGCUUAAUGUUUUUCUUUCCGCAUGUCUGAUGAGAACUGAUAUUAUACACACUUCACUUGGAAUAAUAUUGGGGUGGAGCUAAAAAUUUAUCUUGAGAAUUUUUUUCCUUUUUUCUAUAAAUUUCUUUGAUA
Daucus carota subsp. sativus is the source of this 4310-nucleotide messenger RNA. RefSeq names its product abscisic-aldehyde oxidase. Bases 73 to 4185 code for a protein of 1370 amino acids. NCBI's taxonomy places the organism in Eukaryota, Viridiplantae, Streptophyta, Magnoliopsida, Apiales, Apiaceae. The record is from RefSeq and is a predicted model, not a curated record. Gene Ontology annotation, molecular function: iron ion binding; FAD binding; oxidoreductase activity. The transcript has 10 exons.